CAGGACCAUGACGAAACCGGGCGAGAGAGCGACUUCAUGACGCGCAAUGGCCUGAACCUGAGGUCCUUCCAGCGCCGUCCCGCAGGCGAGAAGGUCGUCGAGCUCGACAGGUCCAUGAAGCCGCGCCAUCUGCACAUGAUUGCCAUUGGCGGCUCCAUCGGCGCUGGUUUCUUCGUCGGCUCUGGCAGUGCUCUCAGCACCGGUGGUCCCGCUUCGCUUCUCCUGGACUUCAUGAUCAUCGGUAUCAUGAUCUUCAACGUCGUCUACGCCCUCGGUGAACUUGCUGUAAUGUAUCCCAUCUCGGGUGGUUUCUACACGUAUUCGACCCGCUUCAUCGAUCCUUCCUGGGGCUUUGCUAUGGGAUGGAACUACGUCUUCCAAUGGGCCAUCGUCUUGCCGCUCGAGCUGACUGUCGCCGGCAUUACCGUCACGUAUUGGCCCGGGGGAGCUAAAGUCCCCGUCGCCGUCUGGAUCACUGUCUUCUGGCUCUUCAUCUGUUUCAUCAAUAUUUGGGGGACUUUGGGAUAUGCCGAGGAAGAGUUCUGGUCAUCCCUGCUGAAGCUCUCGGCAACCGUCAUUUUCAUGAUCAUUGCCCUCAUCUUCGUGUGCGGCGGUGGUCCCAGCAGCGGCAUCUACGACGAGUACUGGGGCGCCCGCUUAUGGUAUGACCCUGGAGCGUUCCGAAACGGCUUCAAGGGUUUCUGCGCUGUCUUCGUCACCGCAGCCUUCGCCUUCUCCGGCACUGAGCUUGUCGGUUUGGCCGCGGCCGAGACAAAGAACCCGCUCAAGUCCCUCCCUGGCGCCGUUCGCCAGGUCUUCUGGCGAAUCACUCUCUUCUAUGUGUUGGGUCUCAUGUUCAUCGGUCUGCUCGUCCGAUCCGACGACGAGAGACUGCUGGGCUCCGGCUCUAGUGAUGUCAAAUCCUCCCCAUUCGUCAUUGCUUCCAAGGAUGGCGGUCUCAUCGGAUUCGACAGCUUCAUGAACGUCGUCAUCAUGGUCUCCGUUGUCUCCAUCGGUAUGUCGGGUGUCUACGGUGGCUCGCGUACCCUCACCGCCCUUGGGGAACAAGGUUACGCGCCUAAAAUCUUCACCUACAUCGACCGCUCUGGUCGGCCGCUCUUCUCUGUCGCCGCCAUUCUCUUGAUGGGUGCGCUUGCCUAUAUGAAUCUGGCCGCCAGCGGUGAGACAGUUUUCGGCUGGCUCCUUCAGCUGUCCGGUCUCGCCGCCCUUUUCACCUGGGGCUCCAUCUGCUUGGCCCACAUCCGCUUCCGCAAGGCAUGGGCUUACCACGGUCACACCCUCGACGAGAUCCCCUUCAAGGCCGUUGGUGGCGUCUAUGGCUCCUGGCUCGGUCUCAUUCUUAUCUUCCUCGUCCUGGUGGCAACCUUCUACACCGCUAUCUCGCCCGUUGGCACAGAUCUUGGCACCGCCGAAGACUUUUUCUACUCGUACCUUGCCCUCUUCGUCGUGGGCCUCUUCUGGAUUUGCGGAUACUUCUGGAAGCGCGCUGGAUGGCUCCGCACGCACCAAAUCGACGUCGACAGUGGCAGGAGGGAGCUCGACUGGGACUACAUCAACAAGCAGCGUGAAGAAUUCGCUUCUUGGCCCGCUUGGAGGCGUGUCUUGUCUCACAUAUUCUAG
Messenger RNA from Trematosphaeria pertusa, 1641 nucleotides. RefSeq names its product amino acid permease-like protein. The annotation marks the transcript as partial. The record is from RefSeq and is a predicted model, not a curated record. Gene Ontology annotation, molecular function: amino acid transmembrane transporter activity. Lineage: Eukaryota; Fungi; Ascomycota; Dothideomycetes; Pleosporales; Trematosphaeriaceae. Gene Ontology annotation, cellular component: membrane. The transcript has 5 exons. Gene Ontology annotation, biological process: amino acid transmembrane transport.